This is a messenger RNA of Drosophila innubila, 2518 nucleotides long. RefSeq names its product ATP-binding cassette sub-family G member 4. The record is from RefSeq and is a predicted model, not a curated record. Bases 1 to 2469 code for a protein of 822 amino acids. NCBI's taxonomy places the organism in Eukaryota, Metazoa, Arthropoda, Insecta, Diptera, Drosophilidae. Gene Ontology annotation, molecular function: ABC-type transporter activity; ATP binding; ATP hydrolysis activity. The transcript is spliced from 7 exons. Gene Ontology annotation, cellular component: plasma membrane.
AUGUCCAGUUGGAGUUUGGCGACUGCCGUUUCGCCCACUGUGACGGGUGCGGCCGAUGACGUCAUUAAGCUAAACAAACUCAAAGCCUCCACCGACACUGAAAUUGCAACAAAUGAAAAAGCAAUGACAACAGCAACUACAACAACUACAUUAACAACUGGCCGUCCAACAACUCCAGUACCUAGCAAGAAGUUGACCUCGAAGCGGCCACCGCAUCUGACAUUGCACAUCCAACCAUCAUCAUCAUCUAAACCAACGACAUCAUCAUCAUCAUCAUCAUCUGACCAUGGAGCACCACUCGCUGUGGAGGAGACAAGUGCUCUGUCGGCCACACCGUCGGUCUAUGGCACACCACUCGGCUCUGAGAGUCAUGCAACCAUCGGUGACAACACGACCAGCUCGACCAGCCACAGCGAUAGCUCCUCUGGAUCCAUAUUUCCCCAUGAGCAGUACAAAACGAUCAAAAAGAUUGACAUUCAAUUCGAUAACGUGCGAUAUAGCACCCGAUUUGGUUUCUUUAAAAGAGAGAAUAAAGACAUACUAUUGGGUCUAACGGGCUCCUUUCGUGCCGGAGAGCUGAAUGCAAUUGCAGGACCCUCUGGUGCAGGCAAGAGCACUCUGCUAAAUAUACUAUCCGGAUAUAUUUCUUAUGGCUAUUCUGGUGAUUUUCGCAUCAAUGGUAAACCGCGAGAUCUAAAGGCGUUUAAGCCAAAUGUGGCGUUUAUCACACAGGAUACGACAUUGCAGUCAUUUCUGAGUGUCAAGGAGGCAAUGCAUUUUGCGGCCAAUCUUAAAAUUGGGCCACACAUGUCGUCAACAGCGAAACGGGAGCGUGUGAAUAGCAUUCUCGUGGCGAUUGGCAUGUAUGAGAAUCGAAACACGAGGACAGGUCAACUGAGUGGAGGUCAACGAAAGCGUUUGGCCAUUGCCCUCGAGCUAGUCAACAAUCCGCCCGUUCUGGUGUUAGACGAACCCACCACUGGCCUGGAUAGCUCUACCUGCAAUCAACUGAUAACACUACUCAAGAAACUGGCCAUGGAGGGUCGCAAUGUCAUCUGUACCAUACAUCAGCCCAGUGCGUUGACCUACUCCAUGUUCGAUCAUUUGUAUGCCAUUGCUGAGGGUCAAUGCAUUUACGCUGGCGGAGCCCACAAUCUGGUGCCAUUUUUGGGUGCACUUAAUCUCCACUGUCCCGAAUCCUACAAUCCUUCGGACUAUUUAAUGGAAAUAGCUACACAUGACUAUGAUACGGAGGAGGAGCGACAAGUGGAUAAACUGAUUGCGCAAAUGGACAAUGGACGUAAUGAUGACUAUCGACAAAGUAAAUCGGCACGUGUUGCCCAACUGGCGGCCAUUAAAAAAGUUGAACAAAUGAUGUCAGCUGGUUUGAUUACGCCCGUAACAGCGCCUGUGAUGUCAUCUCAUCCAUUUUCGGCCAAGAACUUUAACUUCAAACCAUUGACGCCCAUAAAUGAGCUUUCCUCUCGCAUUUGGGAUAGUCAAAUGGGUGGCAUGACCAGUGAGUCGGAUGGCAACUGUUGUAAGCCAAAGAAAAAGAAGAAACCGAGACCAACGAUGCCUUCGCUUGAUCUGGAUCCGGCAAAUCUGUGCAAGCGUGAGAAUGUCUAUGCCACGCCCUUCUACCGACAGCUCAGCAUAUUGUUGUUGAGAACAUUUUUGCUCAUUUGGCGGGACAGCUCGUUGACAACGAUGCGAUUUGCCAUCCAUUUGACAAUUGGUUUACUUAUUGGAUUUCUAUACUAUGGCAUUGGUAACGAUGCCAGCAAUUCGAUGAACAAUUUUCGCUUUGUCUUCUAUACCAAUAUGUUUAUCAUGUACUGCGCUUUCUCUGGCAUUCUGGUCAAGUUUCCUUUGGAAUUUCCGAUCGUUUCGAGGGAGCAUUUUAAUCGCUGGUAUUCGCUGCGCUCCUAUUAUGUGGCUAUAACUCUGGCGGAUCUGCCCAUACAGAUUAUUUGUAGUUCCUUGUUUUUAUUGCCCACAUAUCUGAUGACCUGGCAGCCGAUGGAACCCUGGCGUUUUGGCAUGUUCUUUUUAAUUGUAUUGAUGACAGCACUGGUUGCCCAGAGCAUUGGUUUGGCUGUUGGAGCUGCAUUGAGCCUCAAUCUGGGAGCGAUACUGGGUCCAUUUUUUAUCUGCCCAUUUCUGCAAUUUAGCGGCUUCUUUCUGCAGGAAAAGGAUGCACCCUUAUAUUUGCGCUGGAUGUUUGAUAUAUCAUUUCUAAAAUAUAGUCUUGACGGUUCCAUGUUGGCCAUAUUCGGUUACGAUCGACCACGUUUGGAAUGCAACGAGAUAUAUUGUCAUCUGUCGCGACCUAAGUAUAUACUCAAGAAUCUGGACAUGGAGCAUGCCAACUAUCAAUUGGCCUUCUUCUUUCUGUUAGGCCUGCUGAUAAUGCUACGCAUUCUUGCCUUCUACAUUAUGUCAUUUCGAUUGAGAUUAUUCAGAUGAGUUCAUAUUAAAGUGUACAGCCAUCCUAUGCUACAUUCCGUUCACAGUU